Molecule: messenger RNA, 468 nt
Organism: Cladophialophora yegresii CBS 114405
Lineage: Eukaryota; Fungi; Ascomycota; Eurotiomycetes; Chaetothyriales; Herpotrichiellaceae
Exons: 1
Coding region: 1-468 (155 amino acids)
Cellular component (GO): fungal-type vacuole
Source: RefSeq, a predicted model, not a curated record
AUGCCCACCAACAGCGCGCUUCCCACCCUCCCUGGCGGCUUCAAUUAUCCCCCUCCGACUGUUCCUCCCAAAGCCGGCGCCCCUUACCUGGCCACCUCUAAACUACCAGAAAACUUCGUUUUUAUAGUUGUCGGUGCCGCCCUUGGGUUUUUCCUCGUCCUCAUCAUCGCAUGGAGGCUCCUCAUGUCAUGGUCCAUAAAUCGAUCUUUCCGCCGCGAUGCCAACAAUAGCGCGUCGAUUGGUACCGCCUACACGCCGCUUGCCGACAUGAAGAAGAACCCUGCUAUACAAUCAUCACACGACAUGGCGGAUCUGAGUAAACUACCAAGGUCGUUUUCGAGCGUCCCAUCGCUAUUUUUCUCUCCUACGGCCGAGGUCGCGAAGCAGAGUCAACGACCACCGAGCAGUCACCACACACACCUGCCGGCAGGACAUUACCGCGACGCAUCCGAUACUUACAGAAGAUGA